GUAAAUUGUUUUCACGAAUCAAUUUUAAAAUGAAGCGUUUGUGAUCCUUUUUAAAUUGGGUGGCGACAUCUAGAAAUAUUUUGGACAACGACCACCGAUGACGGCUUAAAAUUCGGGUCAAAAAGAUCAAAGGCGCCGACACGAGUUGUCCAUACUGACUGUUGUCUAUACUGUGGUCACAGGCCUUUGCUCUGCUGCCGGAGUGCCGGAUACUAUUUCCAACGUGGUUUUGAAGAUGCGUGCGCACGGAAAGUCACGAUGGAAGUUUUACGAUCUUACAGGAAAAGGGUCAAUAGGACUGGAGUUACUUUGGGACUGGAAUAGUGUUCUUUCCGGUCCGUUAACUCAAUAAUUCUAGUACAGUCUGUCGUAACCUCAAAUCGUAAACACAUCAAACUUUCGUUGACAGAUAGCGAAAAUUACUAGCCUCGCGCUAUCUUUGUUUAACACAUAGGUUAGGUUCCUCUCUGUCGAAUUCCGACCACAGGCAGUUUGCCGUACUUUCUAAAAGUAAUAGUAGAUCUAGUGACUUUAAUGAAAGCGGGUUAGUAAAAAUAGCGAGUUGUCCCUACUGAUUGAUAUCUAUACUGUGGAUUCAGUGUCACAUAUGCAACACACAAUACAACUGUGUUACAAGUUUUCCCAAUGCUUUUGAUAAAAAUAAUAUCAAGAAUAUUAUAACCUAGUUUUUUUAUGCGUGUGAUGUGUGCGGCAUCGGUUUUCAUAACAUGCUAAUUCGACAAAUAAUAAAAUGCGGCAAACCAAAAUUUUUAAGACACUAUUCCAACCGCAACAUUUUAAAAUUAAAAGAAAGAGGAAUGUUCCAAGAUAUCUUUCCAGAUACUGCGGCAAAUACGGUAAAGGACUUGUUAAAUGCAGCUCCACAGUGUGUGUACGCUGGCUUCGACCCAACUGCUGAUAGUCUUCAUAUAGGCAAUCUGUUGGUUCUCGUCAAUUUAUUGCAUUGGCAACGAGGAGGCCAUCAGCCUAUAGCUUUGAUUGGAGGUGCUACUGCCAAGAUUGGAGACCCUAGUGGCAAGAGUACAGAACGAGAAAAGUUAUCAACCACUUUCAUAGAUGAAAAUAUAAAAUGCAUAAAACGGGACAUUGACAAGAUUGUUUACAAUCAUGCAAAAUAUUUGUGGAAGGGAGAGGAUAAACUGCCUCCUGUGAAAUUUGUUAAUAAUGAAGAAUGGUAUAGCAAAAUGACUGCUACUGAACUUAUAGGUGGACCAGGACGUUACCUAAGAAUGGGAACAUUAAUUAGCAGAACAAGUGUGCAAACUCGACUACAGUCACCAGUUGGAAUGAGUUUUACUGAAUUCAGUUAUCAACUAUUCCAAGCAUAUGAUUGGUUACAUUUGUAUCAAAAAUAUAAUUGCAUGUUCCAGAUUGGCGGAAAUGAUCAAAUGGGUAAUAUAAUGUCUGGACAUGAACUCAUCAGUAAAACAUGUGAUAAACAAGUGUAUGGUCUCACUCUUCCCAUAAUUACAAGUGAAAUGGGUGACAAAUUUGGCAAAUCAGCUGGCAACGCCAUGUGGUUGUCACCAGAAAAAACUUCUCCUUUUACCCUUUAUCAGUUUUUUGUUCGACAACCUGAUGGAGAAGUAGAGAAAUUGUUAAAAUUGUUUACAUUUGAUACUAUAGGAAGUAUCAAGGAUUUAAUGAAACAGCAUGAAGAAAAACCUGAACUGAGACUACCUCAAAAACACCUGGCCAAACAAGUUAUUUUAUUAGUUCAUGGAGAAAAAGGCUUAGCAGAAGCAUUAAAAGCGACACAAGCAUUAUAUGAGCAAAGUAUCUCAGCUUUGGGGCAAAUGAAUGCUUCAGAAAUAAAGAGCUUAUUUCAAGGAGCAACAGUUGUAGAUAUUUUGCCCAAUCCAGGACAAAGUGUAUUAGAUUUAUCAAUGAAAGUUGGAUGUUUUACAACUAAAGAAGAUGCAGUUCGAAUAAUUUGUGCUGGAGGUUUUUACAUAAAUCAUCAACGAACCAACAACCCUAAUGAAAUUUUAAACUUAAAUGUUCAUAGAUUAGCAAAUAACUUAACUUUACUAAGAGUAGGCAAAAGAAAUUACUAUGUAGUGAAAUGGCUUGGUUAAGUUGAAUUAAAGCUUGACAUUCUUUAAAAA
Zophobas morio is the source of this 2129-nucleotide messenger RNA. RefSeq names its product tyrosine--tRNA ligase, mitochondrial (gene TyrRS-m). Gene Ontology annotation, biological process: tyrosyl-tRNA aminoacylation. The coding region runs from base 729 to 2099 and encodes 456 amino acids. The transcript is spliced from 6 exons. NCBI's taxonomy places the organism in Eukaryota, Metazoa, Arthropoda, Insecta, Coleoptera, Tenebrionidae. Gene Ontology annotation, molecular function: RNA binding; ATP binding; tyrosine-tRNA ligase activity. Gene Ontology annotation, cellular component: mitochondrion; cytosol. The record is from RefSeq and is a predicted model, not a curated record.